GCGGUCAAUGGGCAUCUCUACAGGGAAAUAGAAAACAUUCGGGGUCCUUUCCCAGCUUGUAGCGCAACGUGAGAACCAUGCCGAAGUCGAAGAGAGACAAGAAAGUUUCCUUAACCAAAACAGCCAAGAAGGGGCUGGAAUCGAAACAGACUUUAAUAGAGGAGUUGCGGAAAUGUGUAGACAUAUACAGACACGUCUUUAUAUUUUCUGUGGAAAAUAUGAGGAAUAACAAGCUGAAAGACAUCAGGACUGCUUGGAAGCACAGUCGGUUCUUCUUCGGAAAAAACAAAGUGAUGAUGAUAGCUUUGGGCAAAGGACCAACCGAUGAGUACAAAGAUAACAUACACAAGCUUAGCAGGUUCCUUAAAGGGGAAGUUGGUGUCUUAUUCACAAACAAAACAAAGGACGAGGUGCAACAGUACUUCGACAAAUUCAAAGAGACAGACUACGCUCGGGCAGGCAACACAGCGCAGAUGGCGGUGACGCUAGACGAGGGCCCUCUGGAGCAGUUCCCCCAUUCCAUGGAGCCACAGCUCAGACAGCUGGGCCUGCCCACCGCACUCAAGAAAGGAGUGGUUACUCUCAUCAAGGAUUUCGACGUAUGCAAAGAGGGGGACACACUGACGCCCGAGCAGGCUCGGAUUUUGAAACUGUUUGGAUAUGAAAUGGCAGAAUUCAAAGUGUCGAUAAAGUGCAUGUGGAACUCUGAGACGGGGGAUUUCGCAAAGCUAUCAGACGACAGCGAGGAGGGUAUGCAACAGGACGAUGAAGAUGAGGAGGAGGAAGAUGGAAGUGAAUAACUAAUGGACCCUCUAAUGGACUUUGAUAUUAAGGAUCACUGUGUUCAAACGACUCGCCCACCAAACCGUUUGUUUCUGAAUCUUCACGUUUUUGUUUUUCUUCUUUCAUCCAUCGUGGACUUGUGUACAGCGUGAACCGAUUUGUGCCAAUAUGUUACCAUGUAAAAGAUAUUUUGUAAUCGUCACAGCUGGCUAAUACAUUAAAAUAUAAUGUAAGCAGGA
This is a messenger RNA of Engraulis encrasicolus (European anchovy), 1022 nucleotides long. RefSeq names its product MRT4 homolog, ribosome maturation factor (gene mrto4). The transcript is spliced from 8 exons. Gene Ontology annotation, cellular component: nucleolus; preribosome, large subunit precursor. Gene Ontology annotation, molecular function: RNA binding. The record is from RefSeq and is a predicted model, not a curated record. Gene Ontology annotation, biological process: nuclear-transcribed mRNA catabolic process; rRNA processing; ribosomal large subunit biogenesis. NCBI's taxonomy places the organism in Eukaryota, Metazoa, Chordata, Actinopteri, Clupeiformes, Engraulidae. The coding region runs from base 78 to 800 and encodes 240 amino acids.